Humulus lupulus (European hop) is the source of this 576-nucleotide messenger RNA. RefSeq lists its product as uncharacterized. Lineage: Eukaryota; Viridiplantae; Streptophyta; Magnoliopsida; Rosales; Cannabaceae. The transcript is spliced from 2 exons. Bases 1 to 576 code for a protein of 191 amino acids. The record is from RefSeq and is a predicted model, not a curated record. Gene Ontology annotation, molecular function: nucleic acid binding.
AUGAGACAGAGAAGAUUGUUGGAAUUGGUAAAAGACUACAAUUGUGAGAUUUUGUACUAUCUUAAAAAGGCCAACGUAGUAGUAGAUGCCCUUAGUAGGCGUAGUUAUGGGGGUGUUGCAAUGCUCAAGGAAAUGGUGGAACCUCUCCGAAAUGAUAUUAUAAGAUCCGAGAUUGAAAUAGUCACGGGAAAGUUAGCCAACCUCACAAUCAAGUUCACGCUUCUAGAGGAUAUUAGAGAGGAGCUACGACAAGAUGAUUUUCUUCUCAAGAAGCUGACUCUUUUACAAAAUUCGGAGGAUGCAGAUUUAUCAGCAAAUCGAGUGUGUGUAUUAGUUGAAACAGAAUCAUGGUCUGUGAGUAAAUACCUUCCACUUAUGGAAUUCACUUACAACAACAGUUAUCAAGCCACGAUAGGAAUGGCACCAUUUGAAAUGUUGUAUGGGCAUAAAUGUAGAACACCACUUCAUUGGGAUGAGGUGGGUGAAAGGCAACUGUCGGGUCCAAACACAGUGAGAGAGGUGAUGGAAGCGGUAGAAAAGAUAAGACAAAGAGUGGUAACAGAUCAGAAUCAUUAG